CGCCUCAGGUCACUGAGAAGUUCAAGGACCGCCUGGUGGACGAGGGCUUCAACCCCCACUUACGGCGCCCGCCCGUUGCGCCGCGCCAUCAUGCGCCUGAUCGAGGACUGCCUGGCGGAGCGCAUCCUGGUGGGCGACAUCAAGGAGGGCGACGUGGUGAUCAUGGACGUGGACCCCGACGGCUCCAUCGCGGUGCUGGCCGGCGACAAGAAGAUGCGCGCCGAGAUCGACGCCGUGCCCGCGGGCAUCGCCUAAAUGACACACGCGUGCUGGCGUGGCGUGGCGUGGCGUGUGGGGGAGGCGAGGGGAAGGGUAGAGGAGGAGGAGGGGAGGGGAGGCAGGUGGCGUGGGCGGGGCUGCGCUUGCAGCGCAGCCACGUCAGGAUGGUGGAGAGGUGGAGGUGGAGGCGAGGGGCAGGUGGCGUGGGGCCGAGGUGGUGGAGGCUAGGUGGUGGAGGCUAGGUGGAGGGAUGGCAAGGUGAUGAUGUGUGGAGGCGGGGCAUGGGUGGAAGGGCCGGGGGGGGGGGGCGCCGCCCGGUGUGUCGGGUUGGAGGGGUGGCGCGGCCGCGCGCGCGUGACGCGCCGGGAGGCGUGUGUGCGUGUGUGAGUGGUUGCCCGCCCCUGCAUGCGGCCGCCCCGGCUCCCGUGUUUGUUGUGUACUUACCACCUGUAUGAGUGAGUUCGUACGUACGCGGGUGUGUGUGCCUCUGUAUGUGUAUGUGUUGCCUGCGGCAUGUGGGGGUGUAGGGCUCCGCAUUUGCGUGUGGCAUCACAGAACAGGGUGUGUGCUUGGAUAAUUAAAAGAGUUUGGACAUAUUUGUCGUAUAAUGGGUUUUCUGCAAGAGUGAGGCGACAGGCACAUGCAAAGCGGCCGGGCGAGCGGUGCAGGAGGGUUGGCUGCAGUUUGCAACUGACAGGCAGCGUGUUGUGUGUUGUGUGUGUGUUUUACCCCAGACAGACAGACAGACAGACAGGCUGAUAUGUCCCGACUGACGCAACCAAAGGGAGGCACAUGCACGCAUUGAACACACAUUCCCUAUCUAUCUGGAGGGCUGGUGAGUCGGCUGCGGCCGUGCUGACGCCGUUGUUGUAAAAGCCAAAAAAU
This is a messenger RNA of Chlamydomonas reinhardtii, 1104 nucleotides long. RefSeq lists its product as uncharacterized. The coding region runs from base 91 to 255 and encodes 54 amino acids. Lineage: Eukaryota; Viridiplantae; Chlorophyta; Chlorophyceae; Chlamydomonadales; Chlamydomonadaceae. The record is from RefSeq and is a predicted model, not a curated record. The transcript has a single exon.